This is a messenger RNA of Dalotia coriaria, 1264 nucleotides long. Its product is annotated as serine/threonine-protein phosphatase 2A activator-like. The coding region runs from base 144 to 1181 and encodes 345 amino acids. The transcript is spliced from 5 exons. Gene Ontology annotation, molecular function: protein tyrosine phosphatase activator activity; peptidyl-prolyl cis-trans isomerase activity. NCBI's taxonomy places the organism in Eukaryota, Metazoa, Arthropoda, Insecta, Coleoptera, Staphylinidae. The record is from RefSeq and is a predicted model, not a curated record. Gene Ontology annotation, cellular component: nucleus; protein phosphatase type 2A complex; cytoplasm. Gene Ontology annotation, biological process: mitotic spindle organization.
UAAAAAUUUUAUAAAUCAUUUUAAGGUUAACAAUUAAAUGAUAAGAUUGAAGGAAAAGUAAUCAGAAAAUAAACAUUAUUGACGUUAGUGACAUUAACAAUUUAAAUUUUCUUACUUCACGACUCACACAUAUUUUUACAAAUAUGAGCACUGAUCUAAUUGACGGAGUUGGACCUGACCAUGAAUACAUGAUACCAACUAAAUUCAUCAAAAACCCAGAUGAUAUGGUAUUAUGGGAGAAUUCAAUUGCUUACCAAGAAUAUUUGGGAUUUAUUCUUGCAAUUAAUGAAGCAAUUAAGGGAAAGUCUUUAAAAUAUGAUGCAUUACCUGUAUCUCCAACCAUCACAAAACUUUGUGGUGUUAUUAAAAAAUUAGAUCAGUUUAUAAAUGAAACUCCACCACUUGAACAACCACAGAGAUUUGGAAACCAAGCUUUUAGACUUUGGUUGGAAAAAGUUCAAAAUGCAACUCAUGAAUUAUUGUCAGAAGUUCUUCCUGAACACCUACAAAGAGCCUUAGCUGAAGUCUCCACAUAUUUCAUGGAAUCAUUUGGCAACCAAAUUCGAAUUGAUUAUGGCACUGGCCAUGAAAUCUCUUUCAUUAUGUUCCUUUGUUGCAUGUUUAAAAUAGGCGCACUAGAACCCGAUGAUAAAAUAUACGCCGCAACAAGAGUAUUCAAUGAUUAUUUGAAACUGGUACGAAAGUUACAACAAACCUACCGAAUGGAACCGGCUGGAAGUCAUGGUGUGUGGAGCUUAGAUGAUUACCAAUUUGUCCCAUUUAUUUGGGGUAGUUCGCAAUUGCAAGCGCAUCCAAAAAUUGAACCCUGUUCAUUUUUAAAUCCGGAAGUGGUGGAAACUUUUGCUGAUCAGUACAUGUUUUUGUCUUGCAUCGCAUAUAUAAACCAAGUAAAAAAGGGGCCAUUUGCUGAACAUUCAAAUCAGCUGUGGGGUAUUAGUGGUGUUGCACAUUGGACCAAGGUCACUUUGGGUUUGAUCAAAAUGUACAGAGCAGAAGUAUUGGGAAAAUUUCCUGUGGCACAGCAUAUAACUUUUGGUUCGUUAUUGCCACUAAAACCAUUCUUGCAAGGACGUGGGACUGAUCGAAGAUUUUUGGGGAUGACUCCGCCUCCUUCUACGGGUAGAUCUUCAAUGCAAGUACCAUCCCAAAAGCCAACUUAAAUAUAUGAUAAAUUAAUAUUUUUGUUAUGACAUAUAGGCAUAUUGUACGUACAAACAUUUAUUAAAUGAGUUAUUGUUUGUGA